AUGAAACAAUUCUGUCGUCCAACUUCCAGUAGCUUCUUAGAACCCCUUUUAGGACCAUCCCCAGAAAAUGUUGCUGUUGACCUUGAUGAAGAUAUAGAUGUGCAAACAGAGAGAAAUAGGGUAUUAUCAGGUUCAACUGAUAAUGCCAUUAUCUACCUGCGUAACCUUCGGAAGGUAUAUCCUGGAGCGAAGCACCAGGCUGCAAAAGUUGCUGUCGACUCAUUGACUUUCUCAGUUCAAGAAGGAGAAUGUUUUGGUUUUUUAGGGACAAAUGGAGCAGGGAAGACUACAACUCUGUCAAUGCUAUCUGGUAAUAGCAAUUCUGCACCCUGA
This is a messenger RNA of Ilex paraguariensis (yerba mate), 333 nucleotides long. NCBI's taxonomy places the organism in Eukaryota, Viridiplantae, Streptophyta, Magnoliopsida, Aquifoliales, Aquifoliaceae. The record is from the annotation of a GenBank genome assembly.